Molecule: messenger RNA, 7696 nt
Organism: Paramuricea clavata
Lineage: Eukaryota; Metazoa; Cnidaria; Anthozoa; Malacalcyonacea; Plexauridae
Source: the annotation of a GenBank genome assembly
CCGCUAGUUUGUGACGCAGUUGAAUUCAAGCGUUACAACAAAACGCACGUAUACUGAUUUUGAGGCACUCGUAUUUUGGCGUGGGCUGUUUGUUCUUGAGAAGUAGCAACAGAACGAUACACUUGAAUAAAGAAACAUCACGAAACGCGGUUGAGUUUGAACGUCAAAAUAACAAAAUUUAAAAGGUGAAUGAUUCAUUAGAAAGAUGAUGCGUAUCCUCUUGUACUUUACUCUCGCCUGUGUGGCCUUUACAUUUACUGAAGGCAUUGGAAUCAAAGGUAUGUAAACUUGUAGUUUCAAGGUAUUAAUAUUCAUUCACCCAUUUAUUCAAUGUUUUUGACAUUUAAUGAUUUAUACACACAAACCGAGUGUUUCGUCUUAUCUGUCGGCAUUUAUCUGUUUCAAAGAGGAUUAUUAGGCUAUUAUAUGUAUUAUAUUCCCACAAAAAUUGACAAUGGACUCUUAGACCUAGAAAAGCCUGGCUCAUAAAAUAGUGUAAACAAAUUAGCCUCUAGCUAAGAAGGCUCGAAGCUUAAUACGAGUUACGGUAUUUACUACGUAUAGUGUCACUAUAGCUGUAUGUAUAUGACAUAUGUAACAAUUUUUUUCUUCAAUUCGAUAGGGUUUUACUGAGAACUAUCAGAGGGGGUCAAUCAGCAGUUGAAAAAAAACACACAAUGAUUUCAUAAUAAUGUUGUAGUAGUGAGUGGUCUUGUAUUUGGUGGCUAUUAAAUGAAAUUGAGUCUGAAAUAAAUGAAAUGUUAUCAGUGUCUGUAUUUCAAAUUGAGUCAAUUGACCACAAUGACCAGUGUACUGCCUUGUAGCGUGGUUCAUAUUCAAACUUAUAAACAUAGCGAGAAACGUAUGGCUUUCUCUGAGACUGAGAGUACGAAAAUGAGGCGGAAUUACGUUUCAAUUGGAGCGGGUACAUCGCACAUGGCACGCUCGACUACAUUUCUUUGUUUUUUUACGUAUGCCCCCUUGUGCUUGCGUUUCUAGUGAAAUUGCCAGAUUUAUAACAGAAAAACUGCCCUGCUAUCUCGAAUAUACGUCAGAAGUAUUACUCUUCCUAUAACGUCAGAGCUGGAAACACUUCAAGAGAGUACUUUCAGUAUUAGUCGACAGCAAAUGGUUGGAAAUGUUGACACCAAUUACUUAAUAGGAAACAAAUUAAAGCAUAUCGCUCAAUCCUAUUUCUCUGCGGUAUGUUAAGUUUAGUGGGUAGAGGGUCGGUCCAGUCACCAGAAUGUGCGUUCAAAUGAUGUUUGAGAAACAACUCAACCGUUGUUAAAAUGGGUAUAGCCAUUUUUGCCUCUUUUCACAAGUGAAAUCGGAGAAAUCUAUCAGAACAUUUAUGUAAAUUUUUUAAAACUUAGACCCUUAGUGUCUUAAGUACUUUUGCCCUUUAAUUAAAGAAACUUUUGUCUUUGUAUUUAUUACAGCGUAUAACACUCGACGGUUAAUGCCCGAAAAAAUGAACGAAAUAAUCUUUAUUUAAUAUUCUGGAUAGCUUUAUAUCAUGCAGUCAGUGCUAAACUGUUCUCCUAGGGUCAUCCCGUAUUCAUCCGGUUUUACCCUCAGGAGGAAAACGGGGUAGUAGAGUCAAACGAGAAGUUUUCUUCUCGUAUUCAAAUGAGGCGAAAUUACAUUCAGUGCCAACAACACAACACAUUGUAGCAAUCAAACCUCGACGCCAACUUUGACCGAGGUUAAGUCGGGAAAUGUAUAUUGCGUUCCACAGACAAUCGUUGAAUAUUUUAUUUCUGUGGUUACUGAAUAUCUCGUCCGCCAUAGGUAAAUAGUUACUAUUUUCAGACAUAGGAAGCAUUCACCCACGCUAAUUCCCACGCCAUGAAGCAUUCGUAAAUGUAUUUUAUCCCACCCAGUUCAAGCCUGUAAGAUGAGUGCUUAAUUCCUGCCUUUUGACUUUGCCAAACGCUUUUCUGGUUUCCUUUUGUAGUAACACUGAACACCACUUGACUUUGAAAUUUAUAUUGCUAUCCAGUAUAAAUUAAUUCAGUUUAGUUUACGUUUAACAAUGAAUAAUAGAGAACAGGGAGAACAGUUUCAGACUGAUAGAGCUAUCCACAUUUUUUGGUGUAAAAUAGGUAAUUGGACAAGGCCCGUUUCAGACGUCGAACGUUUCAUGUGCCGAAUAUGGUAAAAAAACUGUUAGGUCGAAACGCGUACAGGGUUGCCUUUCCUACUCAUUUUCAAUCUCUCGCUCCUAUAUCCUCGCCUUUAUCGUGUCCCACAAAAUAUUUCACCUUUUUUAGUUCCUAUAAUCGUAGCUUCCAUAUAGUUUAAUACGUAAAUGUUCACCAUAGGAGUGGGAGUAAAUAUAACAACCAAGUUUAAAUACUGGUCCUCUAAUUUAAAUUAUUGUUCCUACAGUAGUUAGACGUUAUUGAGGAGGAGAAGUGCCAACAUGAACGCAUUGGAAAUGUAAUGCGACAUACCACAAAUGUCGAAAAUAAUCUUAUAUCCCCCAUGACCUAUCCGGUCUCACCCCAAUAAUUUGAUGACAUUUCCCGGCUUAUCAUAAUUUUAUCUUUACCAAAGUCCAAAGCGAUCUCGUGAUAGUAUUUAAUGAAAUAAUAUUACAUUCACGAUCACGAUUAGCCCUUGUUGAUAGAUUAGUAAUGAAAUUGUCAACGUUGGGUCAUUUCGAAACUCCGACUCAAAAUCUCGCAUUUUUUAGCUCGCUACUCUGGUUGAAUGUAAUACCCGAACGGCAAAUUAAAUUUACGACCCGACUUUCAACACUCCAGUCUAGUGUCUUCAUGCAGACGAGGUGUUAUCAGUUCAGACAUGUUUCAUUACUCUGGUCCGUUUAAGUAAAUGAAUGAAGUCCCCGAACAAAUUGCAAAUACACGAUCCAACGUUUCAAUACUCCAGUCUAGUGUCUUCAUACAAACCAGGUAUAAUAUCAGACAUGUUUCGUUACUCUGGUGUAAAUGAAUGUAAUCCCCAAACAAAUUUACACUCCAGUUUAGUGUCUUCGUCAGGGGUGAUACAAAGUCCCAAUAUCGCUUCUUUGAGUAGAGUUGACGGUAGUUAUCCAAUGAUGGCUCUGAGUACGAGGUUGGUAGUUAUCUACCACAAGAAUAUCUACACUUUGUUGGGCGAUGACGUUACCCUCGAUAAGGAAACACGUUGCGACUUUAUAACUGGUUGUUCGUGGGCGUAUGGGAGAGAAAAAGUUAGGGGAGGAGGCAGAACGAAAUUUGCCAUGCUUUGUUACAUUUACCCGACUAAUCCCAAAGUUUUCCCUCAGCUAAAAUUGUCGUUGACGGGGGCAGGGGAGUGGGGGGGAGUGGGGAUUUUCGGGCUUAAUUUGUUAUUUCUUCCCCCACAUAUCCGUCCAUACACUAUCCGCAUCCGCGUUUUAUCCCUACGCAUUAACAUUUAACAUCCAGCCGAUAAAUUCCACUGCCUCCGCUUGGGUUUGGUAUAUGUUGACAGACGAAUUGAAUGAACGCGCACAAGAACUUGUCCAUCAUCAUAUUAAAUUGAGCUACAAAAUAUCAACGCAAUAUGGCGGCGUCUCUAUUCUCGGCUUUCCAAUAAUUUCCUAUUUAAGGGUCAGUUGUGGGACCAGACUGGUGUGCGAUGUCCCAAUGGCUCCUCGCUUCACAGCAAUUGUGGGGGCAUCGAUUUUAUACUGUGUAAAAACAGACAGUCAUCACACCUUUGCCAUAUAUUUCUUUUGUUAUUUAUUCUUAGCAAGGGUGGUUACCAGAAUACCAAUAUACUCGAUAGUAUACUGACUCAAUAUACCAGCAUUCCUAAAUUCCAUUUCCAGACUAUGUCUGUCUGCCUGAGUACUAAAUUCUGGUUAAAUGUAAGAUACUUUAUACAGUACAUGUAUGUAUUCCAACCUAUUUUAACAAUAAAUACUGUAUACCAAAAGUAAAAUGGUGAAUGGUCUAAAUACCAAUAUAACUGAAACCCCUUACCGGUCCUGGAUAUUACUGAGUUUUAAUGAAUGAAUGUAGGGCUAACCAGAAUGUUGCAACUCUCAUCCCUAACUGUCAUCGACUGUCUUGCUCUCUCAUCCAAUUUCAAAAAUUUUGAGCCCGUUCAAAUUUUGAUGAAAUUAAUCCAGCUCUCAUGCAACUUUUGUUCUCGUUUGACCGAGGUAUUAAUAUCCCCUUAUAUUAGUCGAAAUGUCGAUAUUAAAUUGAAAAUUUAAUUAUUGAAAAUUUUCAAAACUAAACAAGCCCACCAACGUAGAAAUACCUAUUUAAUGCAACUAUGCGAAAUCAUUUUUUUAUGAGUUAUUCUAAAGAAAUUAAAUUCCGCGGAAAUUAGACUCACUCAACGUCAAAAUACGUUUUCAAACGUCCAACUUCACGAGACUUCACAUGAACCGACUUUUUUGCCAUUUGAGUCGACUUAUACUUGACCUAAACCUAAAUAUAACUUGAUUCAGGCGUCAAACUUAAUUAGCCGGUCGUCCGGUCCUAAUAAUUUUCGAAAACGAUAAACGAUGAUUACGAUCAGUAGUAGUCUCUAAAUGGCAUAUAAAUAUGGUUGGUUCAUGUGAAGUUUAAUAUUUGAAUUAUUUUAAUAAGAGUUUGAGACCGUCUGAAAUAUUCACGCUACGUUUGAAUCCAACUCGAUCCAAAGUCGUAGUUCCCGACAAGCGAUAUCGAACUUCAUUGACUCAUUCAGAGGUUGAUCUUACAUCGGUUUAUGGGAAGGUCGACUUUUGAACUAGGCGUGAAAGUACUUGACUAUAGACUUGACCCACUCUUGAUAUUGUUUCACACUAUCGACACUCUUCCUUCAUCACAUGAUUUGUAAAUUAGAUACGGAAAAGGCGGAAAAGUCCGGGGUUUUUUUCAAAAUAUGUUUGUCAUUUUUUCCAAUAUUUAACAAUUAUUCGCCGAAGGCGAGGUGAUUAUCGGGGAAUAUUCGCCGAGACGAAGUCGAGGUGAAUAUUCCCAGAUAAUCACCGAGCCUGAGCGGGCUGAGGUGAAUAAUUGUUUUAGUAUUUUUGUGUUUUUUUGGACUGAAUUUAUUUUAAUUUGGCUUAUUUCUUUAUCAGUAUAACGUCCACAAAACGGCCAGCCGCCAUUUUGAAAAUUUCGGUUUUGUUUAUUCACCUGUAGGUGAAUAUAACAGCUUAAUACGUCAAAUUUGACCAAUCAACGUGUGGGAUUUGUUAUGUUCACUUGUGCAAAAAUACUAAAAAUGCAGUACUGAAUGGUUAUAUUACUACCUUAAAAAAUAAGCAGAAGUAAAUUAAGUAAUAUAUAACCAUUUUCACAUUGGUACUACCAACACUGGUACAGACAGUUUUAGCAAAAAUACUAAUAUUGGUACAUUGCCAGUCUCGUACCCAGAGAAUGCCCGUUCGCCGGUUGGUCUGCGGCUGGACAUGAUGUGAUCAUAGACAUGAUACUGAACGUCUUAUAACAUGGACAUGAUGUCCAGCAACAGUUGCACAAUACGGCAAGAUAUGUUGAGUUUAAUUCCUCUCUGCGGUACCAAAUUAAAUUGCCGAACUUAGUUCUAGUUUAGUUUUAGUCUAAACCACUAAUUUAUUUUUAAUUUUAGUUAGUUCUGGUUUGAAACAAGAAUUUCAAUUCAGUUUUAGUUUAGUUCUAGUUAAAACAAUAAUUUCAAUUAAGUCUUAAAAAUACGAAAGCAUCUAAGGGAAGCCUCACAUAUCGAUAUUUUCCACGAGAAACGUCAUAUGUUCGUUUGGGGGUGGGGGGUUGACAGCUGUGACGUUUCUCUGUAAACAUCAUGGAAAAAAUCGAUAGUUUUUAUCUUUGCAGAGUAUAUAAAGGAAAACAAUUUGAUACAAACAGCAGUCUAUAUAUUCGUAAUACCAUACCUGUUCUUAGCCUGAGUGUCAGACGAAUAACGAAUUAUAUAUAACCUGUUCUAUACCUAUACAUUUAUAUUAUUACGCCUUUUUUGCAUUUGAAAACACUCAAAUUUCAAGAAAUACGCGCUAAAAUUAUCAAUAUUUCAUGCAAAAAAAGUUGUUUUGAGAAACGUCGGAAAUUUUGAAGUUCACAUAUAUAUUAAUAAAAAAAGAGUAUGUCAGCAGAAGAUGACAUAUUCCUCGCGGAAGCAUCGCCAAUAGCCGACCGAAAAAAUAGUAAAAAAUUACCUAAUGUGUACAGACAGUGUACUAUAAGAACAAAAUAUCGAUAACUAUGUGUGACGUUUCUAAGGGGGGUGGGGGGGGGGUCUCCAGAGAAACGAACAUAUGACGUUUCUCAUGGACAAAAUCGAUAUGUGAGGCUUCCCUAAGUAAUCAAGUUUUCCAACUAUUUUGUCGAUGUGGUUUAUAGUUUUAUCUCUAAAUUAGUAUUUAUCUCUAAAAUUAGUUUGGUUCUAGUUUAAUUUUAGUGGACUAAAUUAUUUUGGCAUGACUAAAAUGCGGUUUUAGUUCUAGUUGACUAAAACAACACCAGCGUGUGGAACGGACCUAUAUAAACUCGGUCCGUUUUAGUAUAAAUCAGUUCGGCGGAGUAAAAGUCUGUCAUUGUAUCAUUUCAGAAGUGUUUGUCAUCAAUGUCAACGCCUCGGAGACGAAGGUGAUCGAAGAAACUAUAACAUUCAACACCGACGACGGAAAAUCGUCGUCGAAAACCGGCAGCGACUCGGGAAUCGUAGAGGUUAAAUAUGUCCAUCGGAAACCGACACCGUCAACAAGACCACUUUCGGUAAUCGAUGUAAAAGGGGAAAAAACGCGAAAACAUCAUCGCCAUUUAAGGAAACGUUGUUGCAACGCGGGUGAGCUUGCUGGCAAACAUGGCCUGAGUUGUCUAAUCCCUCGAAAUUUCGGAAGAGCGUUUUUCAACUUGGUGACUCCGACACGACAAAAGUAUCAGGGUACUGUAAGCGACAGCGAACGAGGCAGAUUUCGAUCCAAGAUCAUUUACCGUAUUUACCAUCGCAUUAAAGUGUGCGUGAAACGGUCGAAGAAAAGCGUCGUGCAGAAAUGCUGCCUUGGCUACAAAAGCAAGGCGCGUCGUCGCCAGUGGGGAUAGAUGGUGGCAUUGAGGGGUAACCGGUGGUGGAAGGGGACAGUGCAGAGUAAUUGGUGGUGUUAAGAGAUAAAGAGAGACGUUUGGGGAUUUACGACACUGGUUAUCACCUGAAAACUUUGUGUACAUAUUUUAUACUGAGUAAUUAACUUUGGUUUAAAAGCACAUCAGUAAUUUGGCAUAAUUCUAUAGAUAUUUAAAUAUUAUUGUACACUAAGAUUUGUCAUCAGAUUUUUACCCAAUUUGGAGAUUGUUGUAUAUUGUUGUGUAUCAGUAAUCAGUUUCAUCAGUUGUAUUACUACACAACCACUGUAAAUCCUUUAUUAACCACCACCACCCCAGCCCUCCCCCCUCCCCUCAAAUAAGCCACACCCCAGGAAGAAAUUUAUGACUUCCCCUCUCUAUAAUCCCCCCCCGACACAAGAAAGUGACGCAUGUGUACUGAUUAGAGUUCAUUGAUUGAGCGCAAAGUUCACGCCCUUCCCCCAAACGUACUUGAAAUGAAUUGUCGGGUGGAUAUUAGAGGAUUUAUUGCAUAGUAUUAGAUAUUUAGAUUUGAACAUAAUUAUAAUCAUUGUAUAUAUUUCAGAUGUUCGUAGAUUUUUUUAAAAACACUUUAUUUGUAAUUCAAAGUUAUAAUCGUUGAUCAAUAAAUCGGUCGAUUGUUUGGCACAAUUAUAUAU